UGCCUGUAUGAGCUGAAGGUACCUUUCAGUGGCUGUGAUAGAAACUGUUGCCGGUUCUUUACCUGGCUUUUGGUUGUCCUUAAGUGUGUUUAUAAUAUGCUCCCAAAGGACAGAAAAGGGGAAACUAUCAGUGUGUGGGUACGAGACCCGAAAAUACAGAAAGAUGACUGGCAUUCAUACUUGGACUAUGAAAUAUGUGUUCAUACCAACAGCAUAUGUUUUACGCUGAAAACCUCUUGUGUCAGAAGAAGAUUCAGGGAGUUUGUAUGGCUCAGACAAAAACUUCAGAGCAAUGCAGUAUUAAUUGAUCUGCCAGAACUUCCACCUAAAAUCCCAUUUUUUAACGUAAGCAAUGCACAGAAUGUGGAACAGCGUGUUCGUGGUUUACAGGAUUUCUUAAAUAAGGUCAUGCAGUGUCCAGUCCUGCUCUCUGACAGCCGGCUACACCUUUUCUUGCAAACUCAGCUCAGCCCAGAAGAAAUUGAAGCCUGUGCAUCUGGACAGACAAAAUACUCUGUUCUUGAGGCAAUCCAUAACUAUGCCAAAUCAAACCGGCGCUUUCCUGUGGAAGAGGAAGAAAAAACAAGUCAUUGCUUGGAAUCUGAGAGGUACUUUCAUGUGCGGUAGACUGGCUUAUUUGGUGUUGUGGUGUAAUGCUCGCGUAAUGAAAAAAUUAAUUGACUGAGAUUUUAUUGAGCUGUGACAGCUUCUCAUAAGAGUCUUUGCACACCUCCACACUGAAUUAAUGGAUGCAGUAGAAAUUCAAUUAUCUGCAUUCUGAUUAUGUGAAUUUCAUUUAGUCAGACUUGAAUUAUUUGCGUUUAAAUUAUCUAGCUUAAAAAAGGAAAAAA
Molecule: messenger RNA, 851 nt
Organism: Spea bombifrons (plains spadefoot toad)
Lineage: Eukaryota; Metazoa; Chordata; Amphibia; Anura; Pelobatidae
Gene: SNX10
Product: sorting nexin 10
Biological process (GO): intracellular protein transport
Molecular function (GO): phosphatidylinositol binding
Source: RefSeq, a predicted model, not a curated record